AUGUUCGUUCUUGCCCGGCUCAAGGACACGCUCCCAAUCCACCCCUCCCAGUUUUCACUCCCUGGUCACGAAGCUCUCACCUACGAGAUCAACAGGAAGUAUUCCGACCGUGUAUUGCACGAUGUCGGCUUGUGCAUUGUCCUGUUCGACAUACUCGAAUGCAGCGAGGGUAGGGUCAGAUUUGGCGACGGUUGCUUGUGGCAUAAGGUGACGUUCAGAAUGGUCGUUUUCCGACCUUUCGUGGGCGAGGUCCUAGUUGGCGAAGUGAAAGGCUGCGCUGAGGAAGGUGUUCAAGUAUCACUCGGAUUCUUCGACGACAUCCACGUUCCUACCCGUCUCCUCCCACCUCACACAACCUGGGAUCCAGAAGACCAAGUGUUCUUCUGGGCACCACAGCUCUCAGAUGGACAAGAUCCACUCGACAUCCCAAAGGAAGAGCGGUUCACAGUUGAUGUGGGGGCGAAGAUCAGGGUGUGUGUGGACGGCGACGAGUUUGUCGAGGAAGAGCCGAGCAAGGGGCCGAUAAAGAGGAAAGCUGCAGCCCCUGGUGCUGUGGGCGUAGCGGGGAUACCGGGAACAUUUGGGGAGGAGGAGGAAGCACUGAGACGUGCCCCCUAUUCAAUCACGUGUGCUGCGAGCACAUCUGGCUUGGGGCUUGUCGAUUGGUGGGUGCAGACAGUCGCCGAAGAGGAGGGGAUGGAAGAGGAGCAGGAAUAG
Molecule: messenger RNA, 717 nt
Organism: Dacryopinax primogenitus
Lineage: Eukaryota; Fungi; Basidiomycota; Dacrymycetes; Dacrymycetales; Dacrymycetaceae
Product: polymerase III polypeptide H
Exons: 5
Coding region: 1-717 (238 amino acids)
Biological process (GO): DNA-templated transcription; transcription initiation at RNA polymerase III promoter
Cellular component (GO): RNA polymerase III complex
Source: RefSeq, a predicted model, not a curated record